Molecule: messenger RNA, 1042 nt
Organism: Lolium rigidum
Lineage: Eukaryota; Viridiplantae; Streptophyta; Magnoliopsida; Poales; Poaceae
Product: oxygen-evolving enhancer protein 2, chloroplastic
Exons: 3
Coding region: 20-802 (260 amino acids)
Biological process (GO): photosynthesis
Cellular component (GO): photosystem II; extrinsic component of membrane; photosystem II oxygen evolving complex
Molecular function (GO): calcium ion binding
Source: RefSeq, a predicted model, not a curated record
ACAACAGAUAGCAGCAGCAAUGGCGUCCACCUCCUGCUUCCUCCACCAGUCCACCGCGCGGCUGGCCGCCUCGGCGCGCCCCGCGCCAGCAGUCGGGCGCACCCAGCUGCUCGUCUGCAAGGCGCAGAAGAACGACGAGGCUGCAUCUGACGCCACCGCGGUCGUCACCAGCCGCCGCGCCGCGCUGUCCCUCCUCGCCGGCGCUGCCGCCGUCGCCGUCAAGGUCUCACCGGCCGCCGCCGCCUACGGAGAAGCAGCCAACGUGUUCGGGAAGGCGAAGAAGAACACGGACUUCAAGACGUACACCGGGGAGGGGUUCAAGCUGUUGGUCCCGGCCAAGUGGAACCCGAGCAAGGAGCGUGAGUUCCCCGGCCAGGUGCUCCGCUACGAGGACAACUUCGACGCCACCAGCAACCUCUCCGUCGUCAUCAACCCCACCACCAAGAAGACCAUCACCGACUACGGAUCCCCUGAGCAGUUCCUCUCCGAGGUCGGAUUCCUCCUCGGCCAGCAGUCAUACGGCGGCAACACCGACUCCGAGGGUGGGUUCGAGUCAGGCGCCGUGGCCACGGCCAACGUACUCGAGAGCUCCGCGCCGGUCGUGGACGGGAAGCAGUACUACAGCAUAACGGUGCUCACCAGGACGGCGGACGGGGACGAGGGAGGCAAGCACCAGCUCAUCACCGCCACCGUCGCCGACGGAAAGCUCUACGUCUGCAAGGCGCAGGCCGGGGACAAGAGGUGGUUCAAGGGCGCCAAGAAGUUCGUCGAGAACGCCGCCGGAUCCUUCAGCGUCGCAUAAAUAUGACCCCAUCGAAUUUAAUCGAAAUUUGCUCAGGGAUGCACCGUACGUGUAGAGGGGCAUGUGCAUGUGUGUUUCUUUGACUGUACAUGAGGAAUGGAUGAACAAGAGGUCGACUUCCCUCAACCAUUCAUGUCUGGACAGCGAUUAAGAAAUCUUAGCAGUAAUAAUGUUUCUUUCUUUUUUGUAUCUCCCUCUCUUUAUAAGAAAGUUCACGUGUGUGAUGCGCACAGCAACAAA